Molecule: messenger RNA, 2712 nt
Organism: Drosophila innubila
Lineage: Eukaryota; Metazoa; Arthropoda; Insecta; Diptera; Drosophilidae
Gene: eater
Product: tenascin
Exons: 2
Coding region: 92-2308 (738 amino acids)
Source: RefSeq, a predicted model, not a curated record
UGAUUCCAUUUGUUCACCUCACUGCAAAAGCGGAUGCCGAAAUGGAUUCUGCCUUUCUCCUGGAAAAUGUGCGUGUUAUAAAGAAUACCGUAUGGUAAAUGAGAACAGCUGUGACCCAAUUUGUGAGAGUGGAUGUGCUAACGGUUUCUGCAGUGCUCCUGGAGAAUGUACCUGCAACGAUGGGUACAUCAGAGAAAAUGAGAACAGUUGUGCUCCAGUCUGCAAGGACGGCUGUAAGAAUGGAGAAUGUACUGCACCAGGAGAAUGUACCUGCAACGAUGGGUACAUCAGAGAAAAUGAGAACAGUUGUGCUCCAGUCUGUAAGGACGGCUGUAAGAAUGGAGAAUGUACUGCACCAGGAGAAUGUACCUGUAAAGAUGGGUAUACCAAAGAAAAUGAGAGCAGUUGUGCUCCAGUCUGUAAGGACGGCUGUAAGAAUGGAGAAUGUACUGCACCAGGAAAAUGUACCUGUAUAGAUGGGUAUACCAAAGAAAAUGAGAGCAGUUGUGCUCCAGUCUGUAAGGACGGCUGUAAGAAUGGAGAAUGUACUGCACCAGGAGAAUGUACCUGCAACGAUGGGUACAUCAGAGAAAAUGAGAACAGUUGUGCUGCAGUCUGCAAGAACGGCUGUGAGAAUGGAGAAUGUACUGCACCAGGAGAAUGUACCUGCAACGAUGGGUACAUCAGAGAAAAUGAGAACAGUUGUGCUGCAGUCUGCAAGAACGGCUGUAAGAAUGGAGAAUGUACUGCACCAGGAGAAUGUACCUGUAAAGGUGGGUAUACCAAAGAAAAUGAGAGCAGUUGUGCUCCAGUCUGCAAGGACGGCUGUAAGAAUGGAGAAUGUACUGCACCAGGAGAAUGUACCUGUACAGAUGGGUAUACCAAAGAAAAUGAGAACAGUUGUGCUCCAGUCUGCAAGUACGGCUGUAAGAAUGGAGAGUGUACGGCACCAGGAGAAUGUACCUGCAACGAUGGGUACAUCAGAGAAAAUGAGAACAAUUGUGCUCCAGUCUGCAUGGACGGCUGUAAGAAUGGAGAAUGUACGGCACCAGGAGAAUGUACCUGCAAGGAUGGGUACAUCAGAGUAAAUGAGAGCAGUUGUGCACCAGUUUGUAUGGACGGCUGUAAGAAUGGAUUAUGUACUGCUCCUGGAGAAUGUACCUGCAACGAUGGCUACAUCAGAGAAAAUGAGAACAAUUGUGCUCCAGUCUGCAAGGACGGCUGUAAGAAUGGAGAAUGUACGGCACCAGGAGAAUGUACCUGCAAGGAUGGGUACAUCAGAGUAAAUGAGAGCAGUUGUGCACCAGUUUGUGAGGACGGCUGUAAAAAUGGAGAAUGUACUGCUCCUGGAGAGUGUACCUGUAACGAUGGGUACAUCAGAGAAAAUGAAAACAGUUGUGAUCCAGUUUGUGAGGACGGCUGUAAAAAUGGAGAAUGUACUGCUCCUGGAGAAUGUACCUGUAACGAUGGGUACAUCAGAGAAAAUGAGACCAGAUGUGCUCCGGUCUGUGAGGACGGCUGUAAGAAUGGAGAAUGCACGGCACCAGGAGUAUGUACCUGUAAAGUGGGGUAUACUAAGGACAAAAAUAAAGGUUGUGUUCCAGUUUGCAAGAACGGCUGUAAGAAUGGAUUCUGCAGCGCACCAGAAGAAUGCGUCUGCAGUAAUGGAUACAUUAAAGAAAGUGUUAGCAGUUGUCUUCCAUUAUGUGAAAUGGAAUGUAUUAAUGGCCUUUGUGUUGCGCCCAACAAGUGCAACUGCAAUGAAGGAUAUAAAAACAUAGAUAAUGCUUGUGUGGCCCAAACUACUCUUUCAGAUGAAUUAAGUACCUUUGGUUCUGAGACGACUGUGUUACCGGAUUAUACAAAUGUCGAGGACAAACAAUCCUAUGUCUGUGCGGAGAGGUGCUGGAACGGAACGUGUAUGGAUGAGCAAUGCAUUUGUAAGAUGAACUACAUUUUGACCGAAGACGUUUUGAAUCCUGCUAAGUUGCUUUGCCUUCCCGUAUGUGAAACGGAGUGUCUUCGCGGUUAUUGUGCAUAUCCCAAUGUUUGCGCUUGCUACGAUGGACUGUUUCCGGAGGACGGAUUUGAAUGCCCGAUGUCUGAUGAUUCCGAGAAGGCGGGUCAAACUGGCAUAAUGAACAUGAAGAGCUUAUUUAUAACCUUAAUCGGCAUAUCUUUGCUGUUGAUGAUCAUAAUAUGCACCAUAUUGUACACAUUCAGGAAGCGAGCCUAUAGCGUAGAAGAGAAAGAAGAACAAUAUGGAGCUUACUAUUCGGCCAAUAAAGUGGAUGUCAUUCGAGCCUAAGAUUGACAAAAUAAAUACAACUGCUUUAGAGCUAUUCUACUAAAUGCUCAGAAAUCUCUGAGUAUUGUUUUGUUUACUUGGUCCUAAAUGAUUUUUAAUUAAACUUGUUUACAUUUUACUUUUUUAAAUAUACUGUGCACUUAAACUGACGUCGUUGCUGCUUCUGAAAAGCUUCGGAUUUCAAAUCACAUAAAAAUUAAGUGUGUGUGUAAGUAUUUGCUUAUAGUUUAUACAAGUCUAAGGUCUUGGUUACACAUAUUUAUAUGCUAUGUAUUUAAGCAAUAUCAAGAUGAGGUAAACUCGCUGAGCUCUCUUUUAACUGUUUUUAUAAAUCAGUACAAUUAAUUGCAAUUAGCUAAUAAUAUUAUUGUAUCAAAUAGAAAAUACAAAAUUGUUUUUCCGAU